AUGAACGACGACGACUCGGAUCAUAUAACUGGCGGUUUUGUAGAGUCGCAGCUAUUGUGGAAGAACGCGACUGAUUUCUGGGCUGUGUUUGGGUGGGCAUGCCGAUGUGCUGCUGAGCACCCCCAGCGGUGGCAAUACUGGCGGGUGUGGCUCGACUUCGUCAUUGAGGCAAUGGAGCGGGACUGGGACGAGAGGCUCUCGAAAGAUAUUGCAUCUGGGAAGACGAGCAAAGGGAAGUCUGCGCCUGCGUAUCCCCUUCUCAGAGAGAGCUUGCUCGUGACGUUUUUGGCGGAUCUGGAAAGACAGAGGAAGAAUAUUGAAAGAGAGGUUCUAAGAGCCUUAUUUGCAUUUUGCAACGACAAUUCAGCCACUCACCUUUACUACAAGGAGGUUUUCAAGAAAGAGACCGCGACUAUCAAAUCCCAAAAUAAGCGCAAGCGGGCAGACGCUGUGGUGGACCUCGAAAAUGAUAGGUUCGGGGACUACUUUGACGACUACGAUUACGACGACUAUGAUGAUGAUGAUGUUGAUGCAGAUGGUCAGGAUGAGAUCUCUGCUUCAGCUUCACGUCCGAAGAAAAAGGGAAGAAAACACAAGAGUGAAACCGCGAUAUCGUCUUUCAAUCUUACAGACACUGUUGCUGAAUCGAUCCCUCUUCGGCUGCGUAUCUUCCGGUUGCUUUCGGCAGCAGCGUAUUAUAUCUCUGACGUCUUCAUGCCCGUCGACGAACUCUAUGAGAAAUUUACUGACGAACUCCGGAAGCUCCCUCUUCCGGUGUUCCGUCUGUUCAUUCAAUCCCACACAUCGAUUCUCCCCCGAAUGGUUCAGGUCACUCUCCUUCGUGUCGUAGCUAAUAAUCUCCUUCCUCAUAACAAGCCAGACCCGGCUGAGGUAGACCCAAACCACGGCUCUUGCUCGGACCUGACCCAGUUGAUCAUGACUGAGUGCUAUCUGCCGUUUGCGGCAAAGUUCACUAACACAGAGGAUAACGCCAAGUUGUCAAUGACUCUUGAGAGCCUCAUGUGGUACUUAUUUGACCAGAUUGAGAUCCAAUACUCAGAUGAGCUGUGUAAUGCCGUGGAAACAGGCAUUAGGGCUAGGGAGGGAAGAAUACCGCGAAGGGCCGGGAGAAUGAGUGCUGCGGACAAGCAGGCCAGGGAAGCCCUCGCCAGGUCAGCAGAGAACUUGAGGGCUUUGCUUGAUGUUCUUGCUGCCGCGGCCAAAAAAUAA
Thermochaetoides thermophila DSM 1495 is the source of this 1230-nucleotide messenger RNA. RefSeq lists its product as uncharacterized. The coding region runs from base 1 to 1230 and encodes 409 amino acids. The record is from RefSeq and is a predicted model, not a curated record. The transcript has a single exon. NCBI's taxonomy places the organism in Eukaryota, Fungi, Ascomycota, Sordariomycetes, Sordariales, Chaetomiaceae.